Anopheles nili is the source of this 844-nucleotide messenger RNA. RefSeq lists its product as uncharacterized. The coding region runs from base 54 to 833 and encodes 259 amino acids. Gene Ontology annotation, cellular component: elongator holoenzyme complex. The transcript has a single exon. Gene Ontology annotation, biological process: tRNA wobble uridine modification. NCBI's taxonomy places the organism in Eukaryota, Metazoa, Arthropoda, Insecta, Diptera, Culicidae. The record is from RefSeq and is a predicted model, not a curated record.
UCUAAUUUAUCUUCUUCGCAGGUUUUCCACCCGACAGCAACCCAUCUCCAGUCAUGUCGCUGGAUAUGCUGUCCGCUUGCGGUUGGCCGUUGCCCGGCAUCAACGUCACCGGCAGUCAUACGAACCCACCGAAGGUGACACUGGUCCAGGAGCAGUUCGGAGUCGAUGGAUCCUUCCUGUUGGCUAACAUGCUGGUGAACCAUCUCAAGGCAAACACCCAGGCAAACAGCGUACUGCUCAUCGCAACACACCACACAUCGGCACACUACGCGGGCGUGUGCAAGAAGCUCGCAUUCAACACGGAAGCUGCCGUAAAAAACCAUCAAUUGACCAUGGUCGACGUGCUGGAGCAUCUGUACUCGCAGGGUGGCACCACGGGAGCCCUCAACCUGUUGCAGCACAUUGGCCAGCAGAUGAAGGAGGCCCGCCAGGCGCACCCAUCGAACCUGCUGGUUAUCGUGGACGAUCUAACAUUCUACGCCGUGAUGCACCCGAGUGGAGCUGAAAAUCCCGUGAUCGAUUUCUUCGACGAACAACUCAGCAUGGCAUCCCCGUCCCGACCGGAUCAUAUCGUGCUGAAAGUGAACGCGUCUGAAUGUUACGGCCGUUUGUGCGCGUAUCUUCGAGACCAGGCCGAGGUGGUUGUCACACUUGAGCCUCUUUCGUCGGGUAACUUCCGUGAGGUGGAUGGACGGUUUACUGUGCACCGACGGGAACGGACUGCGACCUCCCAACUCGAGCUGCUGGAGCACCAUCGAACGCUACUGUACAAGGUGGGCGAACGCCAGAUACGUACCUAUGUGCCAGGAGAGCUAGGAAUAAAAAACCUAUGAGUAGCGCCAGU